This is a messenger RNA of Oikopleura dioica, 540 nucleotides long. Lineage: Eukaryota; Metazoa; Chordata; Appendicularia; Copelata; Oikopleuridae. The record is from the annotation of a GenBank genome assembly.
AUGCCACCGGCGAUCUUCAAAAGUAGCUGUGCAAUUGAUGUUACCUACUUUCCCUUCGAUGCGCAGAACUGCACAAUGAAAUUCGGCUCUUGGACGAAUGAUCUCAGUCGGAUAGACUUGCAGAUAAAAGGUCCUGAGGGUCCUCAUGGAACGCAGGCAAAUAAUUCAAGCUAUUGGGAGUCUGGAGAGUGGGAAAUCAUGGACUCGUAUGGCUACCACCAUGCUCGAAAGUACAAUUGCUGCGAGAAGGUUUUCCCGGAUAUUGUUUACUCAUUCCAUAUUCGAAGAUUGCCGCUGUUUUAUACGAUCAAUCUCAUUAUACCGUUCUCCUACGACCGUCUAAUUGACGAGUCCCUAAUUUGCGCGAUGGAUGCGAUAGCUGAAAUCGCUUACAUCCUGAUGGAAGAAGAAGAACUUCUCCAGGCUGAAAAUGAGUGGCGAUUUAUCGCCAUGGUCGUUGACAGAGCAUUCCUUUGGCUCUUCGUGAUCGUCUGUCUGCUCGGAACAACGACAUUAUUUAUACAACCUCUUGGUGCAUAG